CCAACAUUCCCACCAUUUUCCUUUAUAACCCAUUCAUACUGUCUCACUCCUUUUCACAAUACAACCAAAUCUAAGUGAUCAAAGAGAUCACAGAGACAGAGAGAGAGAGAGACAGAGUCAUGGAAGUUCAGAGGGUGCUGAAGCCACAGCCGAAGAAAAAUCUGUGGAAGCCAGAGGAGGAUUUGAUUUUGAAAAAUUAUGUGGAAGCUCAUGGUGAAGGCAACUGGGCUACUGUCUCUGAGAGAUCAGGUUUGAUGAGGGGUGGGAAGAGUUGCAGGCUUAGAUGGAAGAACUACCUGAGACCUAACAUUAAACGUGGUGAGAUGUCAAAAGAGGAAGAAGACCUAAUCAUUCGAAUGCAUAAGCUUCUUGGCAACAGGUGGUCAUUGAUUGCCGGUCGGCUUCCUGGUCGAACGGAUAAUGAAGUGAAGAACUACUGGAAUACCCAUUUGAACAAGAGAAGCCUUGUCGGCAAAAGAAAAGCCACCGACUCAAGCCACCACGAUCACGAGGAAAACGACGAGAACAUAAACAAGAAGAACAAAUUCGUUCCAUUAAUGUGCCACUCCGAGCCCAACGGAAGCCCGAACUUGACAGGCACCACAAAACUGUGUUUGGAUGGGAGGAAAGUAGAAGAGAAAGAGGAGGAGAGCACGACUUCAAACGCUUGGAAGGAGGACACAAACAGCUUCAGCUGUACUGACAUGGAGUACCCAAUAAUGGGUGGAAAUAAUGCAACUUUCGUGUUUGAUGAUGAGCCCCUGAUAGCUUACCUGGAUUCUUUUGUCUUGUUUGAAGCAUUUGGAUGCGUUGGAGACGAGGCGUACGAGCAGAUGCAAUCGGUGAUAGAGUGAGAAGACUGAAGAGAGGACCCACCUAAUCAAAGAAAAGAUCGAGCACCUCCAUACUUUGUGGUAGUAGUGAGUGCAUGCCAGGAGUUGUAGCACUACAGGGGUCGCAGUGCCAUGUGCUUUUCCCCUGCACUGGCAGUACUAUGACAUUUUGUGUACGCAUGUAAUUGCCCAAAUAUAUCUACUUUUCAAA
Molecule: messenger RNA, 1044 nt
Organism: Alnus glutinosa
Lineage: Eukaryota; Viridiplantae; Streptophyta; Magnoliopsida; Fagales; Betulaceae
Product: trichome differentiation protein GL1-like
Exons: 3
Coding region: 120-854 (244 amino acids)
Source: RefSeq, a predicted model, not a curated record